AUGGAAUCACAUGAGAAGAUGGGCAGGAUCGAGGGUGAACCCCGUGAUCUUGAAAAUGUUGAUUUGGAAUUAGAAAAGACGAAAGUAAAUGGUGCUAUUCCUCCAAGAAGCAACCAGAAAUUAAAAGAUUUGGAUGAUCUUUUUCCAUAUAUUGGCGGCUUCGGCUGGUACCAACGGCUGCUGUUCUUCCUCAUGAUACCUUAUUCCUUUUUCUUUGCUUUUGUCUAUUUCUCUCAAAUUUUUAUGACAGUGGUUCCAGCUGAGCAUUGGUGUUUUGUGCCUGAGCUAGGAAAUUUGAGUGUGGAAGAACGACGACAACUGUCCAUCCCGCAAUCUAACAACGUGUACGAGAAAUGUCUUGUGUACGAUGUGGAUUGGACGAAAAUAGUACAGAGUGGAGAGUUAACACCAAAUCCGAACUGGCCAGUGAAGAAAUGUGAAAAUAAAUGGGAAUUCAAUUUUACUGAUGUCCCAUAUGAAACUAUUGCUACUCAGCUUGGAUGGGUGUGUGAAAAAGACAACUAUCCAGCAACCGCUCAAGCUGUUUUCUUCUGUGGCUCCAUUGUAGGAGGACUAAUUUUUGGUUGGAUUGCUGAUAAAUACGGAAGAGUUCCAGCUAUUGUUGGUACAAAUAUGGCAGGUUUCUUUGCAGGAGUUGGGACGGCGUUUGCGAACAGCUUCUGGUCUUUCUGUUUGUGCAGAUUCCUUGUAGGUCUUGCAUAUGACAACUGUUUCAUUAUCAUGUAUAUUGUGGUGGUGGAGUAUGUCGGACCAAAAUGGAGGACAUUUGUUGCAAACAUGUCAAUUGCCGUAUAUUUUACUUUUGCUGCAUGUUUGCUGCCUUGGAUCGCACUAGCAGUAUCUGAUUGGAAAAUCUAUACUUUGAUAACCAGUGUGCCUUUGGCGCUGUCGUUAUUUACACCGUGUUUGGUUCCAGAAAGUGCAAGAUGGCUGAUUUCAAAAGGACGUAUUGAUGAAGCACUUAAAAUAUUGAAAAAAUGUGAAAGGAUGAACCGAAAAAAGAUUCCUGUUGAGAUUUUGAAAGAAUUUAAGGAUACCGCCAUAGAAAUAGCAAAAGCUGAAGAGGAGAUUAAAAAUUAUUCAGUGAUCGAUCUUUUCAAAACCCCUCGUCUUCGAAGAAACAGCAUCUUACUUCUUUUCAUAUGGAUGUACAUCGCCAUGGUCUUCGAUGGACAUGUCAGAAAUGUAGGAUCUUUGGGUCUAGAUAUGUUCUUGACCUUCACAAUAGCUACAGCCACUGAAUUCCCUGCUGAUAUUUUGCUAAUUUUAACUCUUGAUGUGGUCGGACGACGUUGGCUUUCUUUUGGAUCAAUGGUUCUGAGUGGAUUGUUCAGUUUUUUAGCCACCACUGUUCCACAUGGUCUUCCAUCAGCAUCAUUAGCUAUCAUUGGUCGAUUUGCAGUCAAUAUAUCCUUUAACAUCGGUAUGCAGUAUGCUGCAGAACUUCUACCCACAGUCGUACGAGCUCAGGGUCUAGCUUUAAUACAUAUAACAGGAUAUGUCGCCACUAUAUUAGUACCAUAUAUAGUUUAUUUGGCCACAAUAGAUCCUAUAAUUCCUCUUCUCAUACUCGGAAUGAUUGGAAUUUUCGGUGGCUGUCUUUGCCUUUUUUUACCAGAAUCUAUGGGAAAAAAUAUGCCCCAAACCAUACAAGAUGGGGAAAACUUUGGAAAAGAACAAACAUUUUGGGAUAUGCCUUGUUGUAAAAAUAAAAGGAAACCUAGCGUCGCUACUUGUGCAGUAGAAGUAACCAAAGUG
Messenger RNA from Brenthis ino (lesser marbled fritillary), 1779 nucleotides. Lineage: Eukaryota; Metazoa; Arthropoda; Insecta; Lepidoptera; Nymphalidae. The record is from the annotation of a GenBank genome assembly.